Molecule: messenger RNA, 591 nt
Organism: Prunus dulcis (almond)
Lineage: Eukaryota; Viridiplantae; Streptophyta; Magnoliopsida; Rosales; Rosaceae
Exons: 1
Coding region: 1-591 (196 amino acids)
Source: RefSeq, a predicted model, not a curated record
AUGUGUGCGGAAGACGUAGAGAAGCUUGUGAAUGACCGACUUCGAGACUUGAAGACCGGAGGAAAUUUCGAAGAUGUACUACGAAAGGAGAUAGACCAGGCAAACUCUAUGUCUUUCACUGCCAAAAUCGAGCAGGCUGCUCCCCUGAAGAGAUUCCCAACACCCACAUUCACACACUUCAGGGAGGAUUUCGAUCCUGAGAGCCAUCUAAAACACUUCAAAAAUGUCAUGAUCCUCCACAAGGCCGACGAAGCGUUGAUGUGCAAGGCGUUUGCAAUGACCUUGGGAGGAGCCGCCCAAGACUGGUUCCACACUCUGGCAUCCGGGUCAAUCAUCAGCUUCAAGGAGCUGACUUACGUAUUCACCAAAGAAUACACCUCUUACCGGACAAUCAAGAAGAACCCUAACCACCUGUAUAACCUACACAAGAAGUUCGACGUAUCUCUUCGAGAUUACAUCAAGAGAUUGAAAGUAGAAAAGGCCAAUGGAUGUGACGACCAAAUCGCGUCCUUUGCUUUCAAGAAAGGCCUUUCGACUGAGCAUGACUUGUAUCGCGAGCUGACCAUCACUCCCAGCCAGACUCUGGGAUGA